Camponotus floridanus (Florida carpenter ant) is the source of this 2737-nucleotide messenger RNA. RefSeq lists its product as uncharacterized. Lineage: Eukaryota; Metazoa; Arthropoda; Insecta; Hymenoptera; Formicidae. The record is from RefSeq and is a predicted model, not a curated record. Bases 341 to 2497 code for a protein of 718 amino acids. The transcript has 5 exons.
CUUUAAGCUCCAUCAUAUUAUCCGUCAGGUCUGAUAGAGCUUACAGCUUUAUUUAGUCAUUGAAAGAGCACCUUUAGUCAUACUUACAAUAUUUUUUACUACUGAAUCCUGUAAAAAAAUCGGGUAUUCACCGUUGUUUCUCGCGUACUACAGAAUCCUGUAAAAAAAUCGGGUAUUCACCAUUAUUUCUCGCAUAUUGUUUAAGAGAUUGCCUUUGUCUAGUCGGUGUGCCAGUUUAAAUCGUAGAAGAAGAAACAAUUGUGUUAAAACAUAAAAAAAUAAAAAAGAGAAAAGAGUCUGUACAUUUUUUAUAUCUUCUAAAGAAAGGAUUUUGAAUACAAUGGCUGCAAAUAAUGAAAUGGCUACAAAUACACUUUGGGAAGAAAUGAAAAAUUUUGCUAUUGAACAGCAACAAUGCUUUUAUGAAUUACUUCUUGAGUGCACAGCGUAUAAAUCUGACGAACAUGAAAUCCUGAAAAAAAAUAUUGGCUAUGCUAUUUAUGGAUUACCAACGAGCAAUGAGAAUGAAAGUACAAUAGAAAGUAAUAAGAAAUCAGAAGAUUCAAGUGAUAUAGAUGCAAAUAUAGUUGACACAAUAAAUUACGAUGAAAAAGCUAAAAAAGUCAUAGAUAUAUUAUAUAAUAAAAUAUGUAAAUAUACGAUAGGAACUAAUAUGACUCAACCAAUUUACUUUGGUAUAAUUUAUAAUGUGAUAUUUUCUCCUAAGAUAAAUGUAAACCCAAAGGAAGAAAAAGAAGUAAAAAAGGAAGAGAAUAAAGAAACAAAUAAAAAAACAGAAAUAAAAGAACCAGUAAAAGAAGAAGAAAAAGAGUUUCCAGUAUUGUCUAUCCCAAUUUUUACAAUCAGAAGAAAUAUUGAGGAAAAAUCCACACUAAAAAAUUUAAAACAAGAAGAAAACAUAAAAACCGAAAAUAAAGCAGAUUAUGAGAUAUGGUACAUUGAUAUUGGUGGCAGAGUGUAUAAGAGUUGGAGAGAUUAUGUAGAAAACAAUAACUUACCAAAAUGUACUAUGGUUCUUCCUAAAGAUGGCCUUUAUCAAGCAGAUGUAUCCUAUCCAGUAACAGAAGACUAUUCCACAGUUUGGGUGGAAAUCAUAGAAUCUCCUGCAUGCACAUUAGCAUCAGCAAUCUGUAAUGGAGUGGAUAUUGUUUCUAGUAUUGCUGGAUUAGGUGUAGCUGGUUUAUCUGCUGUAGGAAUGGUUACACCUCUUGCACCAGUUGUUGUUAUAACAGGUAUUGCUGCUGCUGGUAUAAGCAGUAUUUGGACAAUUGGCAGAUCUUCUCAGCAACUGGUAGAUCGUGCAAUCCAUGAGGAAUCUAAUUUGGAUAAAGAGGCUUUACCUCAUUGGCUUAGUAUAUUUGGUACAACAUUUGGUUUAGCAGCGGUUGGAGGAUCAGCUGCUCUAUCCAGGGCUGUUGGACAAGGUAAAACAAUACCCACCUUCGUGAAAGCAGUAUUUAAUACUGUGCAAGGUGGCAAUAUAGUGUUCAAUGGUGCUGGUGUUAUAUAUCAAGGUUACGAUAUAGUAGAUAAAUAUAUGACGGAGAGUCAGAUUGAUCGUGUAGGCAUGUUAAAUUUUGCGAUACAUGUUAUGUUUUUUGCUAGCACUGUAGUAAAGAUUCAAUUCGCCAAUGAUAUCAUUAACAAUACCCAAGUUAAAAUCAUCAAUGAUUACAAAGAAACUUUACGUAAGAAAAAUCUCCGUAAGAAAUUUAAUCGCGUUGCGCGAAAAGCUGCUGCGAAUAAUACAUGUAAGAUAUCCGAAAACGCGGAUGUGAUAAACUACAUAAGACAUCGCGAACAGAUAUCUGCUAAUCAAUCUGUUAAUCAGUCUGCUAAUCAACCUGUUAAUCAGUCUGUUACUCAUGGUCAAAUAAACAAUAUUCAAAGUCAUAUUGUAUGGUCAUACGAACAGGGUAAAUUGAAAGUCAAUGGUGUUAUAUUAUUCGAACCUAUUGAAUAUGUUGUUCGUCUCAUGAAGUCGGAUAUAUUUAAUGAAAUUCGACAAAAUAAUCCAUCUUCACAGAACAAUGGCGAUAAUGAUAUCGCUGAUUCAUUAAAAGAAGUAUUUUCUGAUUUAUUAAGCAAGUUCUACGCGAGUGAUGCUUGUCCCAAGAGCAAAAAUUUGCCAUUGCUUCCUGACUUUGAACCACUUCUUAAAGAUAUGAGUUCUGUGAGAAUCAAUACAAAAUCUCUGAAAAAAUUGUUUAUCAUCGUUGAAAAAUUAAUGAGACGUUCUAGAAACAAAGACGAUUUUUUAUUCAUGGCUUUUAUCCUUGUUUGGCAAUAUUGUAAAGCAAACUUAGAAAAAUGGGGUAUAUAUACAAAAGAUCGCAUCCAAAGCAAUUCAGGCUCCGACAUUUUACAAAGGAUCAUUAUUACUGCUGUUUGGGAAGCUAUUGAUAUGAUACUUGAUAAUCUUUGUAGUGCCUUUGUAAGAUAUAUAGAAAUUAACUUGAUAAUGCAGGUAAAUUGAGUGUAGAAAACUCUAAUACAGAAAAUAAAAAUUAGAACUAAUGCACAUAAUAAUCUUGUGGAAAUAAGCAAUUUUAUAGAAACAUAUUAUAUAAAAUAAUCGAUUAAUAGAAGUUUUCAGUUUUUUAAAAUAAAGCAUUGCCUUCUUUUUAGUAGAAUUUGACAUACAGAUAUACUGAUACACAUUGUGCCUUGAACUAUGAGAGAUGUCAGAGUUUUAUCUAUAUAUUUAUAAAUUAUG